GUGUAUGUGUGUGUGUUUACAGUGCUGUUUGCUGAGGUGAACCAAGAAGGAUAAGCUAUGUGGUGUGUGCGUGUUUAGGUUAGAGCAGCAAGGGUGCAGCAAAGGCAAAGAUCCUACACAAUGCAAGGACGAGCACAGAGCGGCACCGAUGGCACGGAGUGCAGCUGAAGUACAAGGAGUGCCCUGGGGAUAGGGUGGAGGACGAAGACGGGGACAGAGGGGGAAGAGGCGAAGAAAGCAAGGGGGGACGAAAGAGGCGAGUGGAAAAGAAAGGGUGAUCAUGGCUGUCAUGCAGUGAGCUAUAGCAUAUGCUGUAGCGCAGAGUGGAGUUGUGCGGCAGGAGAGGAGGACAAGCAUCACCGCACAGGAGAGGGGGGGACGGAGGGAGAGAGGAGGGGGGGGAAAGCAAUCAGCUCAGCACCUCUCCUCCAGCAGGAGGGGAAGAAGCACAGCGGGACGGGCCCAACAAAAUACACUCUCAUACAACAGGGACACAGUUGAGGAGAGCCCGGGUCAACGUGUAGAGGUCAAAAGGGAGACGGAGGGUGGUCGGGGGCAUCCCUGCUGGUCCAGGGAGGAGGAAGAAGAAGGAACCCGCUGCAGAAAGAGGAGUCUGCUCCUCGAAACCCGUUCCUUCUGACCGCUCUGCCACCUUUCCAUCACCAUGGGAGAAUGGACCAUUUUGGAGAGGCUGCUGGAAGCGGCUGUCCAGCAGCACUCUACCAUGAUUGGGAGGUGGCCAGAAAAAGGAGACCAAAGGGAUGUCCGUGUUGCUCUGUUUCUGCUGGAUAUGAUCCUGCUGACAGUGGUGGUGAUUUUUCGUAUCCUGAUAGUUGGCAUAGUGGGCGAGAAGGUGUAUGAAGACGAACAAAUCAUGUUCAUCUGUAACACCAUGCAGCCCGGCUGCAACCAGGCCUGUUAUGACAAGGCCUUUCCGAUCUCACACAUCCGCUACUGGGUGUUUCAGAUCAUCUUGGUAUGCACGCCCAGCCUGUGCUUCAUCACAUAUUCCGUUCACCAGUCUGCGAAGGCUCGCGACAGAAGCUACUCGCUCCUGCAUCCCUACAUGGAUCACCACGGGCACGGCCACCACGGCCGCCAUCACGACCAUCACGCCCGCAAGCUCCACUCCCGCAACAUCAACGGCAUCCUGGUGCAUCCCGACAGCAGCAAGGAAGACCACGACUGCCUGGAAGUCAAGGAGAUCCCCAACGGACCCCGAGGACUCCCUCCAACACACAAGAGUUCUAAAGUCCGGCGGCAAGAGGGCAUCUCCCGUUUUUAUGUCAUCCAGGUCGUGUUCCGCAACGCCCUGGAGAUUGGCUUCUUGGCCGGCCAGUACUUUCUGUACGGCUUCAAUGUGCCGGGGAUGUUUGAGUGCGAUCGCUACCCGUGUGUGAAGGAGGUGGAGUGUUACGUGUCCCGUCCCACAGAGAAGACUGUGUUUCUGGUCUUUAUGUUUGCGGUGAGCGGCAUUUGUGUGCUGCUCAACCUGGCUGAGCUCAACCACCUUGGCUGGAGGAAAAUAAAGACGGCCAUCCGAGGCGUGCAGGCCAGAAGGAAGUCCAUCUGCGAGGUGCGCAAGAAGGACGUUUCACACCUGUCCCAGGCCCCGAACCUGGGCAGGACCCAGUCCAGUGAGUCAGCCUACGUCUGACAGAGGCUUCUCUGCCUGGGGGCUCGAGGACCUUUCAAAUUUUGGAGGAGAGCUUUUCCCUGGCCUAGGACCCCCGAUCAGUAGGGCACAAACUCACCACUGCAUUAUUAUUCAGGAGCACAGACACACUCUGUGCAGUCACGACAAAGCAUUCAUUCACCAAGUAGAGUUUUUGACACUUGAAGAGAGGAGAUUCACCUUUCUACAUGAUGCCACCUCGUUGCUGUAAACUGAGAACUGAAGCGUACAUGACGGGAGUUCUGCUCUGCCUAGUGAACUCUAGGUGCCUUUAUAGAACCCCACGGAAGUGUGCAAUUACAAACGACAUGAUGAAAAUACUGUAAAGAUAUCUGAGGUUGAAUAAUCUGACGGUCUUAAUUAUUUGCCUUUUGCUGUAGGUCAGAGAUAAUCCCUUGUUUUCCAAUUUUGUGUGCAUAUGCAAGUGCUUAUGCGUGUGCAUGCAUACGCAUGUGUGUGUGUGUGUGGGGGAAAAAAAAAGCCAGUCUGACUCCAGUCAGAAAAUUGAAUGCUUAACUAAUCUGAGCUACUGAGAGAAAGAUAAAAAUGUUAUUUGUCACUGUCCAUAGUGUUUUAGCAAAGUCACUUAGUGGACAAACAAGCACCUUUUUAAGCAUAUACAAAGACAAACACAAAAAGCGAUCGGCACUACAAUGAUCAGCAUAAAACGUAAAGCAGUAUUUCUUGUCUGACUU
Messenger RNA from Salarias fasciatus (jewelled blenny), 2370 nucleotides. Its product is annotated as gap junction delta-2 protein-like. Gene Ontology annotation, cellular component: connexin complex. Gene Ontology annotation, biological process: cell-cell signaling. The record is from RefSeq and is a predicted model, not a curated record. The transcript is spliced from 4 exons. The coding region runs from base 665 to 1657 and encodes 330 amino acids. Gene Ontology annotation, molecular function: gap junction channel activity. NCBI's taxonomy places the organism in Eukaryota, Metazoa, Chordata, Actinopteri, Blenniiformes, Blenniidae.